Messenger RNA from Telopea speciosissima, 563 nucleotides. RefSeq lists its product as uncharacterized. The record is from RefSeq and is a predicted model, not a curated record. The transcript has 2 exons. Lineage: Eukaryota; Viridiplantae; Streptophyta; Magnoliopsida; Proteales; Proteaceae. Bases 65 to 346 code for a protein of 93 amino acids.
GUUUUGGUGAUCAGAAUUCAGAAGGUUGCGGUCUCGAUUCUCGAAGGUGAAAGAAGGAGAAUCCAUGGAAAACGGCGAGAAAGGACUAGGAGGAGAGCAGAAGAAGGUGAUCGAGAGGGUAUGCAAGCGAUGCAAACAAACAUAUGAACCUUUCUCCAACAAUUCUCUUUCUUGCAGGUUUCAUCCUUCAUUCUUUGUUUGUCGAAGACAUGACGAUCAGAAAAGGUAUUACGAACUUGGACCUGAUGAUCCACCCUAUGCUGCCAAAUUCUAUGAUUGCUGUGGUGCAGAGAAUCCUAAUGCAUUAGGCUGCACUACGGACUUCCAUGUCUCCUAUGAUGAUUAAUUACUUCUCCUUUUAUCUCCAUGAUCUUCUUUGUAUAUUAAAAUUGUAUAAUUUAUUAGAUUCCAUGACUUAUUACAUAGGGUGUUUUACGUUCUAAUUGGUCCUUAAAUGUCACUAAUACAUCAGAAGUGUGUAUUGUAUUAAUCAAGAUCUAUCUUCCAAUGUUUUAUACAUAAUUAACGGGUUGUGUGUGAAUCAGGUGUCAUCAAUUUUGUUC